CUUUUGUCUGACCUUUUGUCUGACAACGACAACUUCUGUAUCUGAGCAACGUAGCUCAACACAUUGACUUUUAUGCCGAUGUUGCGAUUUCCAUUUUUGUCUUCAACAACGCAUCAUAACAUUUCCAUAAGCAUCCCAGAACUUCCGUGGGAACGCCAAGACUAUUUAAUGACGUUUCUGGAAACCUAAUACUCUCUACGUAUCCAGCUCUAUUGUUUCGUAACAUUUUGAAACAUUUGUAGGGCUAAUCAAUCUCAUCCCUAACAAAGGUAACUAUUUAAAGCAGGAGAUUGUAUAGAUUUAUUUGAUAUACGACAUAAGCGGCAAAACAAAACAAAAUGGCUGACGGCCGCCACAGCUUCCACAUUGCCGACUACGCAGUCUUCGGCGCCACCAUCCUAAUCUCACUGGGGAUAGGACUCUACUUUGCUCUGUCUGGUGGACGCCAGAAAACAACAUCCGAGUUUCUGGUCGGCGGCCGUGCUAUGAAGUUUCUCCCCGUGGCUGUGUCGCUGAUGGUGUCGUUUGAGUCGUCCAUCAUGAUGUUGGGCACCCCGGCUGAAGUAUACGUUUAUGGGGCUCAAGUCUGGAUAUCGCUGUUUGGAUUCCUGUCGUCGUUUUUGAUAUGCAGGGUGUUGAUGAUACCACUGAUCCAUCCCCUGAAAAUCACCAGCGCUUACGAGUAUCUUGAUGGAAGAUUCAAAUCCCGUGUCGUACGUCAAGUGGGAACGGCUCUUGGUGUCCUCACAUAUGUAUUCUACAUGGGCAUUGUGUUAUUUGGACCAGCCAUAGCAUUGGAAGCAGUAACGGGGUUUCCCCAGUCCGGCUCCAUCGUCCUGGUUGCGUCUGCCGCUAUCUUGUACACCGCCAUGGGUGGACUGAAAGCUGUGAUCUGGACUGACGUCUUCCAGGCUUUUGUGAUGUUUGCAGGAAUGCUGGCAGUCAUCAUCAAGGGCACAUUGGACGCGGGUGGAAUUAACUCCGUAUGGACAACUGCGGCUAAGGGUGGACGCCUGAAUUUUUUCAGUUUUGACCCGGACCCGACCGUUCGUCACACGUUCUGGGGGCUUUUUCUGGGUACAUUCGCUCGGUCGUCCGGCCUGAUCUUCAACCAGUCAACUAUACAAAGGGUCUGUUCAACGCCAACACUCGCUGCCGCCAAGAAAGUAAUGCUGAUAGUGAGUCCUGCAUUCUGGAUAACCAUCACACUUGCCAUGAUAGAGGGCAUCGUGGCCUAUGCUUACUAUGUGAACCUCCGCUGUGACCCGCUGGAGUCAGACAAGAUACACAAUCCAAAUCAGAUCAUACCAUUUAUGGUAAUGGAUAUUUUCCGGGGUUUGCCUGGCAUGCCUGGACUCUUUCUGGCCGCUUUAUUCAGUGCAUCUCUCAGCACAAUUUCAUCUGGACUGUCCAGUCUGUCAGCGAUGACCUGGGAGGACAUUCUCAAACCACGCCUACCAAAUGUUUCCGACCUCACAGCAACGAUGAUAGCUAAAGUGUCAGUGGUCGUGUUCGGAGCCCUGUCCUGUGGAGUGGCUAUUCUUAUUUCUCUCAUUGGGGGAACACUCACGCAGAUUACUUCGACAGUUUUAGCCGCUUUCAACGGUCCUCUGUGUGGCCUCUUUAUCCUCGCAUCACUCUGCCCAUGGGCCAACGCUAAAGGAGCAGUCAUUUCCACUGUGAUAAGCACUAUCAUUAUGAUUUGGUUGUGUGCUGGAUCUACGUUUUCUGGAGCUACAAGACCUACUCCUUGGCUGACACCGGCCCCGACCGACCAGUGUUCUGCGGACAACAUGACGUCGUUAGUUAUGAACACAACAGGACUAAUGACGUCAUCAGCAGAACUGUAUGACGUAACAACAGUUGCAACUGUAGCCGAACCAGUAACUGGGUUCAAUGUCAUAUACACACUGUCAUACACAUGGCUCGGCGCUGUUGGAAUCGCCAUUGUACUCAUCGUUGGCUUCUUCGUAAGCUGGGCAACAGGUUUCAACAAAGAUGGCGACCUGGAUCCUCGCUAUGUCAUAUAUUUAUCUGAGGUGGUGAAAAAUAUUCUCAGGUGCGGGAAGAAGAGCACGAGUGAUGAGAAAUCAGAAAGAAAAGACAGUAUAUAUAACACCGAGAUAGAAAUCGAACUCGAAAAGACAACCGAGACAGAGAUACCACUACUCACUGAUGCGGGAAAGGACAAAACUGUUUCCCAUCUCCCUUCUCACAUCAAUGACGUGAAGGACGAACACAAGCCUUGGUUCAUUUGGCACGAUAGCAACAGAAAUCGAAUUACAAUGGUCAGCCGCCACAGCUUCCACAUCGUCGACUACGUGGUCUUCGGCGCCACCGUCCUCAUCUCACUGGGGAUAGGACUCUACUUUGCUCUGUCUGGUGGACGCCAGAAAACAACGGCCGAGUUUCUGGUCGGCGGUCGUGCUAUGAAGUUUCUCCCCGUGGCCUUGUCGUUGAUGGUGUCGUUUGAGUCGUCGAUCAUGAUGCUGGGCAUUCCUGCUGAGGUGUACGUGUACGGGGCUCAAGUCUGGAUCGGAAUGUUCGGCUGGUUGACGGUGCUUCUCCUCACCAACAGAGUUCUUGUACCAAUGAUUCACCCACUGAAAAUCACCAGUGCUUAUGAGUACCUUGAUGGCCGUUUCAACUCCCGCGCCAUUCGACUUAUUGGGACGACCCUUGGAAUAUUACACUAUAUAUUCUACAUGGGUGUCGUGUUAUUUGGGCCAGCUAUUGCAAUCGAAGCGGUGACUGGAUUCCCUCUGAUUUGGUCCAUAAUACUGGUUGCAUCAGCCGCAAUAAUGUAUACGUCUAUGGGUGGACUUAAGGCUGUUAUUUGGACUGACGUAUUCCAAUGUAUCAUCAUGUUCUCUGGGAUGUUUGCCGUUCUCAUCAAGGGAACUAUCGAUGUUGGAGGAGUGAGGAAAGUGUGGACCACGGCCUACGAGGGAGGGAGGCUCAACAUACUCAACUUUGACCCGAACCCUACCGUCCGCCACACAUUCUGGGGACUGUACAUUGGUACUAUUAUGAAGGCAGCGGGGAUUGCGUUUAACCAGUCGACGAUACAGCGAGUGUGUGCAACGCCUACGAUGAAAGAAGCUAAGAAAGUCGUGUUUGUGAUGGCUCCGGGCUUCUGGUUGACGAUCACGCUGGCUAUCGUGGAGGGCGUCGUUGCGUACGCCUACUACAACAGUGUGAAAUGUGACCCUCUGCUCUCAGGUCAGAUCACCAACCCCAAUCAGGUUAUUCCACUGUUCGUCAUGGACAUCUUCAAGGACAUCCCAGGAAUGCCGGGGCUGUUUCUGGCAGCUCUCUUCAGUGCCUCACUCAGCACUGUGUCAUCCGGGUUGUCCAGUCUGUCGGCCUUGACCUGGGAGGACAUCCUCAAGCCUCACUUGCCAAACAUAUCCGAGUUCAAGGCCACCGUUAUAGCAAAGGUAUCAGUGAUAGUGUACGGCCUUCUCGCUGUCGGUGUGGCCAUCUUAACGUCCAUCAUUGGAGGAACGCUUAUCGAGAUAAGCGGCAGUGUGCUGGCCACGUUCACCGGUCCAUUGACCGGCCUGUUCCUCACAGCGUUCUUCUGUCCAUGGGCAAACGCCAAGGGGUGUUUUACGGGAACCAUUGUGGGCACGGCUGUGCUCCUGUGGAUCAGCUUUGGUUCCACGUUUUCUGGUGUGAAGACACGGACUCCAUGGCUCCCUCCUGCACAAUCGGACAUGUGCUUUCCUGAAAACAUGACGUCAUCCGCAUAUAAUUCGUCACUUUUGACGUCAGCAAGAUCUAUGUACACAGUUGGGAAACCUGUCCGAGAACCAAUCUGGAUAGAAUACGCCUACCAACUCUCCUACGCCUGGUUCAGUGCACUUGGUUCCGGUGUCACCUUCGUGGUUAGCUUCCUGGUGAGCUGGAUGACAGGUUUUAACCGCAACAACGACGUAGACCCCCGAUACAUGGUGUCUUUUACUGAAAAACUGUGUUGCUGCAUACCCCGUUGCAUUUGCGGGCAGAGCAAGGAGGUGAACAAGGGUCAGACCAAGCAGGAUGUCCACAAAUCCAAGGAUGAACCACAAGAUGGGACUGAAAUGAUCCUCUUGUUGAAGAAGUCAGAACAAGAAGGCGAAGCUCAACUACCACAGAAGACAGAUGAAGAAAACGAAACCAAUAGUUCCUAAGUUCCGUGUGUAACUCAUAAAAAUGUUGCUCUUUGAUUACACACACUAUUUAUGCUAUGUAUACUGAAGGUGAAUGCACUUUAAUGACAUGUCAGUUAGUACAAAGAUCCUAAAAAUACCACCCCAAUGCUGAGAUUGCAAAAUAAAGACGUAUAUUAAAGAAA
This is a messenger RNA of Haliotis rubra (blacklip abalone), 4339 nucleotides long. RefSeq lists its product as uncharacterized. Gene Ontology annotation, molecular function: symporter activity. The transcript has 32 exons. Gene Ontology annotation, cellular component: membrane. Bases 339 to 4175 code for a protein of 1278 amino acids. Gene Ontology annotation, biological process: sodium ion transport; transmembrane transport. The record is from RefSeq and is a predicted model, not a curated record. Lineage: Eukaryota; Metazoa; Mollusca; Gastropoda; Lepetellida; Haliotidae.